AUGACCUACACAGAAAACGAAUGGUUUGACGAUUGGGAUACAGAAGCAUUGUAUCAAGAAAAAGUCCGGGAUUGUGAUCAAUGUAUUGCUCAUAGUCCUAUUAAUAAUGUCGAGUCUGGUGUUGUUUGUGGUCCUAAUGUUAGACUUAUUGAUGUCAAUUAUGAUACGUUCAUGUAUAAUGGUUCCAUUUUAAUCGUGACCAAGAACUUGACAGCAAAUGAGGAGAAUGUACCCAUAGUUACAUACACUAUUGGUCCAGCUACCAAUAGUGAUAAUACCUUUGAAUUGAAGGAAGGUGAAUUUCCUCACAGAUUGUUCCAUACAGAUAAAUUAGAUGACAAUAAUGCUUUCCAAUUCUAUCGCUAUAAGAUUGAGCUACCUCUGCAAAACUAUGAGCAAAUGGUGAAAUAUACAAUUAAUAAUGAGAGUAAACCUCAUUAUAGGUUCUUCAUCCCUUCUAAAACAAUGAAUUUUAAUACAAUUGCAUAUUCUUGUAACGGAUUUUCCCUAGCUGUAGAUACAUCUGUCUUCAAAGGGUCACUUUGGUUCGAUAUCUUAAACAAGCAUUCUAAAUUCCGUUAUCAUGUAAUGUUAGGAGGUGGUGAUCAAAUUUAUUCUGAUUCCAUAAACCUCUACUGUCCCGCCGUUAAAAAAUGGUUAAAAACACAUGACCCAAUAAAGAGAUAUUCCACUAAGAUGACUCCAGAAUUCUUCGAACAAUUAAAUCAAUUUUAUUUGAAAGAAUAUAUAGAAUGGUAUGGAUUUGGUCAUUGGAAAGGGUCCACACCAAAAUCAAUGACUACACAAAAUUGUUUCCCCAUCGCGACGUCUACAAUUCCAUCCAUUAAUAUUUGGGAUGAUCAUGAUAUCAUUGAUGGGUUUGGUUCAUAUUCAGAUGCGUUUAUGAAGACUCCCGUGUUUAGUUCCAUUGGGAAAGCUGCUUAUAAGUAUUAUAUGUUAUUUCAACAUCAUGUAAGUAUCGAUGCGAAUGAUGAUGAUGACAUCGCGUAUUUAAAGACUUCGAAUUGGAUUUUGGGGAAAAGACCAGGACAAUACAUUGAAGAGAAAUCGCAUUCUGUUUUCACAAGAUUAGGGCCCACAAUGGGGAUGCUUGGUCUUGAUUGCAGAACUGAAAGGAAGUUGAAAGAAAUUGUUUCGGAAGGUACAUAUCAAUUAGUAUUUGAAAGGUUGCAUAAGGAAAUUCAGAAAGGUCAAUUAGAUCAUCUUUUAAUCAUGUUGGGUGUCCCCAUUGCAUAUCCCAGAUUAGUUUGGUUAGAAUGGUUGUUUUCAUCUAGAUUAUUGGCUCCUUUGAAAUACUUAUCUAAAAAGGGUUUAUUUGCUCGUGGUUUGGUUAACGAUUUCAAUGGUGAUGUGGAAUUAUUAGAUGAUUUAAAUGACCAUUGGUGUGCAAGACAUCAUAAGGCAGAAAGAAACCUUUUAAUUACAAGAUUGCAAGAUUUUGGUGCCAAAUAUGGAAUAAGAAUAACAAUUUUAUCUGGCGAUGUUCAUCUUGCAUCAUUAGGUAGAUUUAAAAGUAAAAUUCAUAAGCGUCAUUUAGCCAAUGAUAAGAAAAUGCAACAAAAUGAAAAAACUUUUAAUGAACCAGAAAAUGAUGUUAGAUUAAUGUUUAAUGUAAUAUCAAGCGCUGUCGUCAACACACCACCACCUGAUCCAAUGGCUAAAUUGUUACAAGCAAGAGUCUCUGAACAUCAUUUUGAUUUCCAAACAACAGAGGAUUCAGUUCCAUUGUUCAAAUUUGAUACCGACGGUAUCACAUCUCGUGAACAACCUGGAUUUUUGAACAAGAGAAAUUGGUCAGAUAUUAUCCCAAUGGAAAAUGUUUUCAAUAAUAAAUAUUUAAAUGAUAAUUUUAAAGUCAAGUUAAAUGAUCGAAUUAUUCCUGGAAUUCUUAAACCUGGAGAAGGUAUUCCAUCAAUCCCUAUUAACAAAGAACAAGAUCAAGCAUAUCCUGUCACUAAAGAUGGUAUAAUGGUUUCAAUUCAUGUGGAAACAGAUCGUGCAAAUCCAAAUUCUUUUAGUACAUGUUAUAGUUUACCAAUUCCAGAAUUAAGAAAGAAAGAAGAAAAUCUAUCACAUAAGGGUGCUAAACAUCUUCCUUUGACAUGA
Molecule: messenger RNA, 2127 nt
Organism: Naumovozyma dairenensis CBS 421
Lineage: Eukaryota; Fungi; Ascomycota; Saccharomycetes; Saccharomycetales; Saccharomycetaceae
Exons: 1
Coding region: 1-2127 (708 amino acids)
Cellular component (GO): membrane
Source: RefSeq, a predicted model, not a curated record